Messenger RNA from Trematomus bernacchii (emerald rockcod), 4627 nucleotides. It is a transcript of the gene fzd4, whose product is annotated as frizzled class receptor 4. The transcript has 6 exons. Gene Ontology annotation, molecular function: Wnt receptor activity; Wnt-protein binding. The record is from RefSeq and is a predicted model, not a curated record. Gene Ontology annotation, biological process: canonical Wnt signaling pathway; non-canonical Wnt signaling pathway; retina vasculature morphogenesis in camera-type eye. Bases 254 to 1855 code for a protein of 533 amino acids. NCBI's taxonomy places the organism in Eukaryota, Metazoa, Chordata, Actinopteri, Perciformes, Nototheniidae. Gene Ontology annotation, cellular component: plasma membrane.
ACAACGCGAACGGACAGCGGGAUUUACCCCAAUGUAGGAGUUUUAUUGAAAAAAGAUUAUACGCUCCGAUCGCGCAAUGAUUCCCAGCUGUUUUCUGGAUAUUUUAUUCUACUGAAUGGAUCGGAAUUGGAUAAUAUAGCAAAACGCACGGACUACACGCGCUCCAAUCUUCCUGGACUAUUCACACCUCACUUUGCUUUUGAGGAGGAUAUCUCCUGUGGCAACAUUUGCAGAAGUCAGGCGCUCAGUGACCAUGCCCGGGAUGAUGGUGUGGUUCAGCGGGGCAGCACUGCUCCUCCUGUCCGGGCUGAUGGCUCCGCUCGCUAUGGUGCUGGCUUUCGGCGAUGAGGUAGAGGAAAUGACCUGUGACCCGAUCCGGAUCAGCAUGUGCCAGGGUCUGGGUUACAACGUCACCAAGAUGCCCAAUCUGGUCGGCAACGUGCUGCAGUCGGACGCCGAGCUGCAGCUGACCACGUUCACUCCACUGAUACAGUACGGCUGCUCCAGUCAACUCAAGUUCUUCCUGUGCUCAGUCUAUGUGCCGAUGUGCACCGACAAGGUUCCCAUCCCCAUUGGUCCCUGUGGUAGCAUGUGUCUGUCCGUCAAGAGGAAGUGCCUCCCGGUGCUUCACGAGUUUGGCUUCAUAUGGCCUGAGGUGCUGAACUGCAGCCUCUUUCCACCGCAAAACGACCACAACCACAUGUGCAUGGAGGGCCCGGGGGACGAGGAACCUCCCUACCAGCCUUUUCGUAUUCCUCCCCACCCGGAGGAGUGUCAGGCACUGGGAUCUGCACCUGACCAGUAUACCUGGUUAAAACAGUCCGAAAGCUGUGCUCUUCAGUGUGGCUACGACAGCGGGCUGUACCGCCGAGGGGCCAAAGUCUUCACCGACGCCUGGAUGGCGGUGUGGGCCGUGCUGUGCUUCCUGUCGACCACUCUGACGGUCCUGACCUUCCUGUUGGAUUCACAGCGCUUCUCCUACCCUGAAAGGCCCAUCAUCUUCCUGUCUAUGUGCUGUAAUCUGUACAGUGUGGCCUACCUGGUACGCUUGACACUGGGAAGGGAGCGUGUUUCCUGCGACCUCGAUGCCACUGCAGUACCGAUUCUGGUACAAGAAGGGUUAAAGAGCACCGGCUGUGCCAUAGUCUUCCUUCUGCUCUACUUCUUUGGUAUGGCUUCCUCACUUUGGUGGGUAAUCCUGACCCUCACUUGGUUCUUGGCUGCUGGACUGAAGUGGGGCCAUGAGGCUAUUGAAAUGCACAGCUCCUACUUCCACAUAGCAGCCUGGGCCAUCCCCGCCGUUAAAACCAUCGUCAUCCUCAUAAUGCGACUGGUGGAUGCAGACGACCUAACUGGACUCUGUUAUGUUGGCAACCUGCAGCAGGAAGCGCUCACCGGCUUUGUGGUGGCUCCACUGGCCACAUACCUUCUAAUAGGCACUCUGUUCAUCUGCGCUGGCCUGGUGGCUCUUUUCAAGAUCCGCUCCAAUCUGCAGAAGGACGGCGCCAAAACAGACAAGCUGGAGCGUUUAAUGGUGAAGAUCGGAGUGUUUUCUGUUCUCUACACUGUUCCAGCAUCGACUGUCAUUGGCUGUUACCUCUACCAGCUCUCUCACUGGGGGGAGUUCAAGGCCAGCACCCGGGACUCAUACAUGGCAUCAGAGAUGCUUCGAAUCUUUAUGUCACUGCUUGUAGGCAUCACAUCAGGCAUGUGGAUCUGGUCAGCAAAAACCCUCCACACCUGGCAGCGGUGCACGGCCCGCCUCCUCAGAGACAGCAGGGCGAGCCGGGGGGGCAAGAGGGCACCGGGCGAGGGCUGGAUCAAACCGGGGAAAGGCAACGAGACAGUUGUGUGACAGAAAUAGAGGAAGGGGCAUAAAUGGACUUCUAUAUGCUUCUCUGUCAAUUGCAGAAACUGACUGUCAAUGAAGAGGACAGAGAAAAGAAAUGAGAGGGAGUAGCAGGAGCUUCUCAAGGAAAGGCAUUGGAUGUAAAAGGCAUCGAAAAAAAGCUUGCCGAGAGCAUGCCCCUUCCCUUCAAACUGCCUCUAACCGGUGUUAUGGAGAAGAAAAGUGGAGGAUUGAGUCGUAAAAGUAGCCUCUCUACCUCUGUUAGACUUGAUUCUCCCAGAGAGAUGAAUAAACCGGAAAAGGAAGGAGAAAGAGAGACGGAAAAGGCAGGAAAAUGCAAUCCAGACACAGCGAUAAGCUGCGUAGCAUCACGUCGACCUCUCUGCCUCUCUUUCCUCCCUGAGCAGAAGAGACUGAACCCGCUGGAGACAGUUUGCCUCAUCCAAUGUGUCUUUGGAGGGUCUUUUGAAGUUCUGAAUUUUACACUGGAGGGUCCUGGUGCAGACAUUGUACAGAUGAAAGUUGACGUUUCCUAAAAGCACCUGACAACUUGAGUUCCUGUAGGGCUUUUAGUUCCAUAUGGGAAAAUCAAAAAUCAAAUACCAGAACAACCGCAUCUAAAAUAUAACGAGAAAAUAUAAAGCAUGGCCUUCAACCUGUGAUUUGUUACAUUUUUGUAAAUUAUUACCGUUUCUACAAUAUAAAACAGCAGGGGAUUGUAUUGCUCAGAAUUCUUUGGGAAAGCAGCUUUGAGCUGUAUAUGCACUAUAACUUUAUACAAUAUGUGUCUAUGCGUGUCACAAGUGCAUUACCAGGGACGGCAGUGAUGUAAUAGCAAAUCAUCACCCAGCAUAUUAGCAUGCAGACUUUAACAGUUUGGUCAGGUUUUAUUGUGAAGGCUUCAGAAAAAUAACUUGUGUGGUUUUAUUCAAAAUCACUUUUCUUGCAAAUAUGUUUAACGGCAAGAGCAAACAGAGAAAAAUAAUCUCUUAUUUUUCUCUAACGUGUCUUAGGUUAAGUCUGUGGUAGCUAUAAAUACGUACCGCAAUGAAUACUGGGAGGACCCCAGAUCUGCCUUUUAUUUACCCAUUAAUAUGAAAGCCGUAAGGCUUCUGGGAAAUGUAGGCGUGUGUGUUUUACCUCAGUAAUCUACGAAAAUCACAGCUUACUUCCACUAAUAAGCGCUGUCUUUGUUGAAACCCUGUACUGCAUAUGCUCUUGAGUUACCACAAAAAGUGGGAAAUUAAAUGAUUCCCUCUGUCCUUGUUUCCAAACAUCGGACCCUAGACAAGCUGAAGAGUGAGAGGUUAUUAGACAAUCACUUGCCAAAAGAAACAUUAUGCAAUAACAAAGAGCUAUCACUGACACAUGCAUGUGCACAAAAACAUUUAUGCAGGUGAAUACACAGCAAUCAGUUUCCACAAAUCUCAACCGCCAUGGGCUAUUAUUACGAUCAUAAUGAUAAUACCUAUAUUGAGACAAUAUCUGCCUCAUUUUGUCUCUUUUCUUUCUGUCUGUUUUUUGUCCGUGUCUCUUUGGCCCGCUGCCUGCCUGUCUCUUUAACCUUGUCUAUUGCAUCAUGGCUCAUUUACCAGACAAUCAAGUCAUCCCUGGAAAUAAUGUUCUAAAUUAUAUUUCAAAUCUUCAUGGAUUACAGAGCCAUGACUUCUUGUUCAUUGUCUGUAGUGGUGCAUUUCCAUGAUAAUGGGCAUCUCCCAACAUUUGAACCUUGCAGUUCUUCUCUAUAAUUGCUUAUAGUGCCAAUUAAAGUAGUUGUUUCUGGUCUUACUGCUGGACCCACCAAAAAUGUGCAACUGCUCCAGUGCACUGUAUAUUUGCCUGACAAUCUAUCAAGCAAAGCUCUUGCGUUUCAGUGAGUCUUUGAAUGUAUAAUACUGAAUGUGGGCCAUGUGUCACAUUGAUUUCUACAUUUAAGUAGAGACAAGAAAAUGACUGGGCUGUUUAAAUGUAUAAGGGGUAAGAAUAAGUUGGUGUGUCAUUUGAAACCAGUUAGUGCCUCACAAAGUCCUGUCACAGGUAUUUUUAAGAUAAUGUUUAGAUUGGGACGGAAAAUACAGUGUGUAUUUCCAUGGUCCCAACAUAUGCUUACUGUAACAACACCCUUAUUGCAUUUAAACAUACUUUUGGAAAAUCGUAGAAACCUGAAAUACCAGUGUUACUCAAACCAUGAUACAUGGACACUCUUAUUACAUUUCCAAAGUCAAACAAACCUCACAGAGAAUUAAAAGAACCCCCGACCACCUCCCCUCUGAGCUAAUGCCGUUUCCCUCUGAAACUGCCUUAAUGUUCUGGCUCUCUACCCAAGUAUGACCAUGCUGAGCUUCAGGUGACAUUUCCAAACAAUCACUGUGCCUUGAAACAUACCGAGUGUGUGCCCAGCGUAAUGAAGAUUGAGAGCCACUGGUAAUACAGAUUUCUUACUGCUUUUCGGGACGCCCAGAAAUGUGUUAUUGUUAGGGAUCAGUUCACCAACAGUGAUGGUAGUCCUCAAAGGUCUAGACUGUUUCGUUUGUGUAGAAAUCUCAUUGUUGUGAUGAUGUCAUCAAUGUAUUAUUAAGAAAUUGCUAAUUUAUCCUUGUAAAAAAGUGACAAUUUUUGUUAAACUUAACUGUUACUUUACUGUUAUUUAAAACACUUUUGUAUCAGAAGAUGAUGAUGAAUAAAAACGUUUUGGUUUCCAAUAAUGUGGAUGACAUUUUAUGUGUUUUAAUGGAUACAAGAAAAUGGCUCUUCCAAUAGUUUUUCAGACUGACAAUU